AUGGUCCCCAACAGCGACAAUACCAUGGCUCGCUUCCUCUUCGCCAUCCUGAAGCAAAAGGACCUCAAAGACAUUGACUGGAACCGAGUCGCUCAAGAUCCUGUCCUAAAGCAACCCAUUUCGAACGGACAUGCAGCCAGAAUGCGAUACGCUCGCUUUCGAGCCACCGUCACGGGCCACGAACCGCAGAAGAGGGCUUGCCAGGACGACAAGGCUCGCGUGACCAAGCCCAAGAAGGGCCAGCAGUCUCGAAAGAGCGUCACCAUUAAGUCCGAAUCGGCCCCCAGCCUGUCUUCGUAUGCUCAGUAUUCACCUGCCUCGGCCGCUUCUCCCUAUACUUGCGACGCUCCCGACGACUUUCACGCUCGGUUUCUUACACCUUGCAGCGACGACAUGUCGCACGUCAUGUCCAUUCGUCCAGCAGCCGUGGAGAGGGGAUUUCACCCCGGUGGGCUCGCUCCAACAGCAAGUGUCAGCACAAGCCCCGACUACCUGAACCACACAGCCCCUUCACCAGUCUUCAGUGCCUUUGACGCUACCUACGACUUGGCUGGAUACGAAGCCGGGUCCACGGAUGGACAGCAUGAACUCGGCAACCUCGGCCAGGCCCAACCUUCGAUAGACUGUGGCCAAGCCUGGAACGAUCGCUACCAUGACGUGCAGCUGUUUUGA
Hirsutella rhossiliensis is the source of this 672-nucleotide messenger RNA. RefSeq lists its product as uncharacterized. Bases 1 to 672 code for a protein of 223 amino acids. The record is from RefSeq and is a predicted model, not a curated record. NCBI's taxonomy places the organism in Eukaryota, Fungi, Ascomycota, Sordariomycetes, Hypocreales, Ophiocordycipitaceae. The transcript is spliced from 3 exons.